AUGAACAAUUCACUAGCUGAAGUAUUUGCUGUGUUGAAAGAGACUGUUUACUGUUUGUUUUAUUGCCUGAACUCGCUGUUGUGUGUUGAGCGACUUGAUAAUUUGAUGCGAACCCUUGAGCUAGCAAAUGUCUCGACCUUCCACGGUUUGAUGCAAAUCUCCAUCCUUUUUACGCUAGUCAGCACUGAUUUGAAGGUUUUUCUAUCAUUAUUGAAGCGAGCGAGGGAAGCACACCUGGACAGUUGA
Cylicocyclus nassatus is the source of this 246-nucleotide messenger RNA. Lineage: Eukaryota; Metazoa; Nematoda; Chromadorea; Rhabditida; Strongylidae. The record is from the annotation of a GenBank genome assembly.